AACAACUAGGAAAGAUGAGUUAUCAGCGAACUAGUGAUCAGUGGCAACGGGUUGUUACCAAUUUGUCCUUUAGGUCCCGGUAUAUAAACUGUGGCUCCUUGUAAUAGGAGAAGACCAUUGUGGCUAAUACCCUAUUACUUUCACACUGUUCGUAGUGCACGGGAUAAUGCUCAAUUUCAGCCACAACGUUAAAGCUACAAGAGUGGAGACCACACUGGAAGCUCCACUUUCUCAUAAAGAGUGACGGAUUGGAUGAUAUGGGCCACUGUGAAGUUAUAUAAAGGGGGUGUGAUACCCUCCUUGUUCCUUACGUCCACCCUGUUGAGACAGUUGCAAGCAAACAAGAAAUGUCAGCCACAAUUCAAUUACCAGGUAUAGGCCGUAACAUCAAUCACGUCUCUGAUAUCCAUUUCAGAAAAGAUGAAGACCAAGAAGAUGCCACUGGGCUGAAAAAAGUGAGCCAAUCUGAGUAUAAGACCGUUGAAUACCCUGAAUGGCUACCAACAUGGGAUCCCAAGGAGAAGUACGAUUCUUACUCUGAUGAUUUCAACAAGUCAUUCAGUGAUCGUGGUCAUCUAGCCCACCCACAGCUGAGAAACUUAUUCCCAAAGGAUAGUGAGUUUCAAAUCAAGAAACUAAGUCCAAAAUUGGGUAGUGAGGUGAGAGGAAUCCAACUCUCACAGUUGGACGAUGCUGCAAAGAACGAUCUGGCACUUUUCGUUGCUCAACGUGGUGUUGUUGUCUUUAGAGACCAAGAUCUAAAGGACAAAGGGCUCGAGUUCAACAAACAGUUCGGUUCCUACUUUGGGCCUCUCCAUAUCCAUCCAUCAUCAGGUGCACCUGAAAAGUACCCUGAAUUCCAUGUCGUGUACCGUAGAAAAGAUGCCAAUGAGUACAACAAGACUUUCCAGGACAAACUCUCUGUUCGGGGAUGGCACAGCGAUGUGACGUAUGAGAAGUAUCCACCGGGAACCACUUUCUUCACAAUAUUGCAAGGGCCCGAGACCGGAGGAGACACAAUCUUUAGUGACACUGUUGAAGCCUACAACAGGUUAUCGCCACAGUUCAAGAAGAUUGUGUCUGGGCUCAAGGCCAGACACUCCUCAGAGACACAGGCUGCAUUUUCAAGAGCUGGCGGUGGUAUUGAGAGAAGACCACCUUCCACCGUGAUCCAUCCCUUAGUGCGUAUCCAUCCGGUGACAAAGGCCAAAUCUCUAUUCGUGCCAACGUUUAUAGAAGCCAUUGAUGGGCUCAAGAAAGAGGAGUCCGACGCCAUCUUGAAUGUUCUAUUCGACCACGUCAACCACUCGCAUGACCUCCAAGUCAGGGCCAGCUAUGAACCUGGAACCGUGGUUGCCUGGGACAACAGAAGGGUCCUCCAUGCUGGCACCUUUGACUGGGAAAGUGGUGACGUUCGCCAUUGCUACAGAAUCACGCCGAUGGCUGAGAGACCCGUCACUGAGGAGGACGACUUGGAGGAGUGGAACCGUUGAACCGCACCGUCUGGUCAACCGGCUCUCUCUCCCAAUGUGUAUCCUUUGUUUACUUCCACCACCUUAAACUACAAUAUAUGUAAGCCA
Messenger RNA from Williopsis jadinii, 1580 nucleotides. Its product is annotated as TauD/TfdA dioxygenase family protein. NCBI's taxonomy places the organism in Eukaryota, Fungi, Ascomycota, Saccharomycetes, Phaffomycetales, Wickerhamomycetaceae. The coding region runs from base 348 to 1493 and encodes 381 amino acids. Gene Ontology annotation, molecular function: sulfonate dioxygenase activity. Gene Ontology annotation, cellular component: cytoplasm. The record is from RefSeq and is a predicted model, not a curated record. Gene Ontology annotation, biological process: sulfur compound catabolic process. The transcript has a single exon.